Molecule: messenger RNA, 4180 nt
Organism: Gambusia affinis (western mosquitofish)
Lineage: Eukaryota; Metazoa; Chordata; Actinopteri; Cyprinodontiformes; Poeciliidae
Gene: bpnt2
Product: 3'(2'), 5'-bisphosphate nucleotidase 2
Exons: 8
Coding region: 512-1546 (344 amino acids)
Biological process (GO): phosphatidylinositol phosphate biosynthetic process
Cellular component (GO): endomembrane system
Molecular function (GO): 3'-nucleotidase activity
Source: RefSeq, a predicted model, not a curated record
CUAUGACGACGGCAACCCGGAACAGGAAAUGUCGGGGUAUUUGACCGUAGCUCAGGAAAAAAAAUGAUUGAACAGAGAUGUGAUUGUUCUUUUUCCGCUUCGAGAGCAGUGAAGUCGUGGCUUAUUUCUGCUAGUUGACGGCGACGUUUAAGUGCAUUAGAGGCGUCCAAGAAACGGAAUGUCGUUUCCAACGGAGACGUUGUGUCAUUCGGUGCUUUUCCAGGGUCAGACGAUGCUGAACGGCUAGUCGGCUCGUAUACAUUACCCUGUGUUGGUGGUAGCUAGGGUUUCUUUUUAAGAAUUCUCAUUAUCGUGUUUGGGACAUUUCUUUGUGUGUAUCCGGAGAUAUUUGCCUCAAAGCCACACAGCGGCUGUGAAGCUGAAGCUCUGUGGGACUUCUCAGCGUUUGUACUGGUCAGCCACGUCAGCUAUAUCCACUGAUAAACUCGGAGAACAUCUGUUCUCUUUGGUCCCAAGUUUAUUUAGUUGAAAACCGUCAGAGUGACUUCCAAUGACAAUGGCUCCGAUGGGUAUCCGGCUGUCACCGCUCGGGAUGGCGGUGUUUUGCCUGCUGGGAGUCGGUGUCAUCUACCACCUGUAUGCCGGGGUCUUCUCCAACCACCUGUCUUAUUUCAGGCAGAGGAAAAAGGUGGACCUGAGAGACCUGUUAGCUGUCUCUGUGGAGGCUGCACAACUGGGUGGAAAAGAGGUGAAAAGAGUACGCGAAGAAGACACACUUAACGAGAAGUCAAAGGGGGAAACAAGGGAGGGAGCUAAAGAGCUUCUGACUAUGGGGGACCUGCAGUCGCACCGGAAGAUGUAUAACCUAAUAAAGAACACAUUUCCUGAAAUCACUGUAUACAGUGAGGAAAGUGACAGCAAACCAGAUUCGGUGUCCUGGAGCAGGAACAUACCGAAUGACAUGCUGACGCUGGAGAAAGGCAGGGAGGUUUCUGCUGAUAGCAUCACUGUGUGGAUUGAUCCUUUGGAUGCUACUCAAGAAUACACAGAGAAAUUGGUGAAAUAUGUGACCACCAUGGUGUGUGUUGCUUUAGAGGGUAAACCAGUCAUUGGUGUCAUACACCAGCCAUUUACAGGGUUUACUGCCUGGGCGAUGGUAGGUCAGGGAACAAACAUGGAGCACAGAUCGUCCUACAACCUCAACUCGCCAAGAGUGAUUGUAUCACGGUCACAUUCUGGAGAAGUAAAAAACUUUCUUCACUCUGCUUUUGGAAACAGCACAACAAUAAUCCCAGCAGGUGGUGCAGGAUACAAGGUGUUAUCGCUGUUGAAGAUGCAUUCAGGCCAAACGGAGCCUAUACAUGAAGCAGAUGUUUACAUCCACAUCACCUUCAUUAAGAAAUGGGACAUCUGCGCUGGUGCCGCACUACUGAACGCUCUUGGAGGCCACAUGACCACUCUGAAGGGGGAGAACAUCGACUUCAGUGGAACUCCUUUGAACAAAGGAGGACUGGUGGCCAGUGUUGAAGUGGAUCAUAAGGACAUACUGGCCAAACUUCCAAACUGGGACCCUUCAAAGCACUGAAAGACAACCACAGAACCAUUGAAGGUCUGGCAUGUAGUGCUGGGGCUUACAUGAAGAAGAGAUGAUUAAACAUCAAACGUUCAUGUUAUUUUUUAAAAAUUUUUUUUGAAAGCUGGGCGGGGAUUUGCUGUCUACACAAACACGGCCCACUGAACAGGAUUGUGACCAGCAUAGUUACCACAAUGGUUCUUGAUUCUCACUCCUCCACAGCUACGUGCAUCGUUCAUCCAUCUCAUGUGAAACCGCAUGCUCACAAGGAAUUGUGGGAAAACAGUGGACCCUUCCAUGUCUCCUCCUUUCACCUUCACAGGGGAACUUUAAUGUGAAAAUCUCUGGAGCGUACAGCUGAACAUUGCAGGAGAAACUCUGGAGUUCUGCUUCUGCUUCCACCAUUGUAGAUGUCUUCUUUUUUUUUUUUUUUCUUAUUUCAAAAGAGCAUAACACUAAUUUAGAGAGGAAUGUUUCAGAGAGCAUCGGACUUUACCCCAUUUCUGUAAGUAAUGAAACUUUGGAUUUUGAGUAAAUCUUUGGGUUAUUGCGUUAAAAAAUCCUUUUAUUUUUUUAUUUAAACCCUUAACCUUUUAUUAACAUUAUAUUAAGACGGAUUAAUUGAGAAUAAGUUAAUUAUUAGUAGAGAACUUAUAUUGUGGCCAAGAGAGAAGCUGAUCGACCAGAUUUGUGUUGAGACUUCCAUGUUUAUCCGAUAAUCGAGCAAAUUGGAAUUUGCUGGAAUUUAACCAGAAUUUGUGCAACAAUAAAUGCUUAAAAUUGGUACUUUUUACUUAUCUAUUCAAAAUUUGUUCAGCAAAAGAAGUGAAGCAGUCCGUUACGUAGCCUCAGCACUUCUCCAGUCCAAACAGUUUGUUUUGAUGGUUCUCGAUUUAGAAACCUUGGAAACCACGCAGUAGACUUGUCAAAGUCAGAAAGAUUUUUCAGUAGGAAAAACCAGAUCCUAGUUGGAAAGAGAAAUUAGUACUUCCUCAUUUCUGCCUAAAAGUGGCUUCAAAACUCUGAAGUAUGCAUGCAUGGUUUGGAUUUUUGGUCUUGAUGAAUCCCUGUUUCCUUUGACUACUGUUUGUCUUUCAGCACUGUGUUGGUCGUACCCCGAGUCACUUUUGACUUUUUGUGUUCAGUCGAAAAAUACCAGCAGAGAUCUCACACGAGUGUCUGAAGAAGGUACGUUUGUUAGAGGAUCUUUUCAUGUUUGCUUUGUUUUGAUAGCAUUUGUGUUAAUAUGUAGAAUAAACUCCAUUUAGGUCAGAAAUUAAAUAUUGAAACGGUUUCCGUCUGCCACUGGUUGAUGAGGCUUGACAACUUGUCAAUAGAGGUGAGGAAUGAUCUGGAAUGGGUUGGCUAGUACAUAAAAACAUGGCCAAGUCAGAGCGGUUACGCUUGAGUUUCAGUUUCAUGUUUCCAGUGCCUUUGCUUGGACAAAACCACAUUGUCGCUGUAAGCUACAUUAGUAAUGCAGACAGCAAUGCUCGCCGCCAUCAGUUGCUGUGAAAAUGACAUGGACACUGUUUGGGGUGUGACUUUGGAUACGCCCCUUUAAGACUCUCGUGCAUGUGUACUUUAAGAAACACUUUUUCACAUCACCGUGUUGUGACGUGCUUGGGAGUACUACUUUAGAAAUGAAAAAAGAUCUUUUUAAAAUCCGUACAUUUAUAAAUGUGGAAAAACAAAACGGAUCAGUGUAUAGAAUACCUGACCUCUGUAGACUGCCGCUCAGCUUUCCUUAAGGCUGCACACGUUUAAGCCUCCAAUCAAGAUGCCACAAUUUCAAGUUGGGGAUUUUGUCACUAGGUUGCGAUGUUGCAGAGUACAACGUAGAACUGAAACAACCUUUGAACGCAGACAGACAACAUGUGGACCGUCUGUAGCCGUGAGCGUGGACUUCUCAAAGGAGCACCACGUGUACCUCUGUGUCUUUUUCCAAGUAGUCCUACCAACCAGACUCUGGGAGUUGCAUCAGGUUGUAGUUGGAUAUCCGGAAGGCCUUGGAGAGACAUUCUCUGGUGUUCACUACUUCUGUCGUUUUUAAUGUGAUUUGGGGGAUUUAGUAGCGGUGCUCAUUUUCAGUUUUUCUUCGCAUGGCUACUGGGUUUAUAGGAAUCUCAUAUCUUUGUGUCUACCUCUCUGCCAGUGUUUCACUUGCUCUCUUUAAAGUCGGGUGAUUUACACAUUGAAAGAAUGCAAAAGCCAAAAUAAAAUACAGAGCACGUGAAGGUUUUUUUUUUGAUCAGCUAAAGUAGAAAAACCUUUAGUUACUACUGAAGUAAAUGAAAUUCAUCUCUGUCAAUAGGGUCUUCUAUUCCCUCCAAUAACAUGGUAAAAUUUUACAUUAACCACAGAAAGGACAUAAAAAAGAGCCUCUGCAAAUCUGCUUGAGCUGACUAUUUUACCUUUAAGCAGCAUGAAAGCUAGAUGUAAAAAAUCAUGCAGGCUUUUAAUGUGCUCCUGAACUUAAAAUAAAAAAGUAAAAGUGUGAAUGACCGCCCUAUGGUUUUAAAAAGACUGUAGACUGGUUUUAUGGUCUGACUUUUUUUUUUCUUGUUUGGUAAACGGUAUGUACAGUUUCCAUGAGUAAUUAAUUUUGCUUCUGUGAAUUUCCAAUAAACUGUGUGCAUGAAAGGA